Messenger RNA from Mugil cephalus (flathead mullet), 4966 nucleotides. It is a transcript of the gene oc90, whose product is annotated as otoconin 90. Gene Ontology annotation, cellular component: extracellular matrix. Gene Ontology annotation, biological process: phospholipid metabolic process; arachidonate secretion; lipid catabolic process. Bases 260 to 3034 code for a protein of 924 amino acids. The record is from RefSeq and is a predicted model, not a curated record. Gene Ontology annotation, molecular function: calcium ion binding; phospholipid binding. Lineage: Eukaryota; Metazoa; Chordata; Actinopteri; Mugiliformes; Mugilidae. The transcript is spliced from 19 exons.
UCAUAAAUCAAAUGAGAGAAAAUUCACUUUUUAUCAUCAGGAUGAAACAUUUUAGGAUUUGAUGCUGUUUUAUGAAAUAUUUGAUAUGAAAUAGAAGAUUAAUGACGAUGAAUGUUGAUGUUAAUGUUGAUUUCUCACAUUUAAAGUAAAAAAUGACUGAAAAUUGACGUGAAAGAUAAAUAAAUGAUAAAUAACAGGAGAAGAACUUUUAUUUUGUAACACUGAUCUAACAGGUUCCCUCUGACCUCAGGUUGGAGUCAUGAUCCUGGUCCUGAUGUUGGUCCUGUCUGCUCCUCACGGUGAGUUCAGGGUCACUUCCUCACUUCCUGUUUGUCUUCAUCACUUCCUGUUUGUCUUCAUCACUUCCUGUUUGUCUUCAGCGCUUCCUGCUGGCUCCUCCUUCUUCUGUCUGGACUCUGAGGCUGGAGACCAGAACCCAGACCACGUGAUUGACUGCCUCGGCCUCAGCUUCACAUGGAUCCACUCUCUCUUCCAUAAUUUCCCGUCGCUGCUGAACUUUGCGUUGAAGCUCCGCUGUGAGACGGGGAUUUGUCCUCGUGACCUGGAGGAUUACGGCUGCUCCUGCAGACGUGAGGCAGUGGGAAACCCGGUGGAUGGUCUGGACGCCUGCUGUCAGACUCACAGACUGUGUUACCAGAGUGCUGCCCCCUGCAGGCAGGAGCUGCCUCCACCUCCGUACAACUUCAGCUGUGAAGCAGCAGCAAACUCCAGCUGUGAUGUCGGUGACUUGUGUCGGCGGAGGUUCUGUGAAUGUGACCGAGCUGCCGUCGAGUGCAUGAGUCAGAGUUCGUACAACUCGACACUGAGAGGCUUCGAGGAGUCCAGCUGCUCCUCUGAGAAUACGACGGACGUGAUCGGCAGCAGCGCGGAGGCUGAGGAGGUCUUUAGAGGAGCAGAUUAUUUGUCUGCAGUGAACGACUCUACGAGCUACUCGCUCUUCAACUCUUCCCUCCUGUCGGCAGAGACAGAGACGCUAACGAGCGUCAGAGUGGACGACGUCCUGGACUUCACAGGGACGGACCACGGAGACCUCGUCCCCCCUCGGCCGGGUGGCCCCUCCCUCCUGACCCCCCCUGAUGACGGAGAGGAGGAAGAGGAGGCUCUGAGUUUCACGCUUAAAGAUCUGAACGAGACUGUGACGGAGGAAGCACUCGAGCAGGAGGAGAUAAAUGAGGAUCCGAUGACCCAGACGAGCAGCCGGGAUGCGGUUUCUUUCUUCUUUGGUGAAGAGACGUCGACGAAUGAAACGGUGACGAAUCAAACGGUGACGAAUCAAACGGUGACCAAUCAAACGGUGACCAAUCAAACGGUGACGAAUCAAACGGUGACACCGACACCGUUCGCUGACGUUUCACCGUCGGCUCAGACUACAACUCCUCAGAGGACUACAGCUCCUCAGAGGACUACAACUCCUCAGAGGACUACAACUCCCAGAGAGCAGACGUCUGAGGAGGAGCCUUCUGAGGAAAAUGGUUCUGUCAUCUCCCUGGUCUCUGUCAGACCUCAGAUCAGCCCAGACCCUGAAAUAACCACCACCAUGAUACCGACUGAAAGGUCAUCUGAGGAGGAGGAGGAGGAAGAGGAGGAGGAGGAGGAAGAACAGCAGGAAGCAGCGUCUGAUGAGCACAGUCCAGGAGGCGUCAGCUCCUCUUUAAGACCAGCAACUCCUUCAUCUUCAGAACCGGGGACGGAGGGAGGAGGAGGAGGAGGAGGAGGAGGAGGAGGAGAGAACAGAGAAGGACCAGAGACAAUCAGCAGAGUUACAACACCAGGACCAGGACCUGGACCUGGACCGACCAGAACCACAACUAGAACCACAACUAGAACCACAACUAGAACCAGUUCCUCCUCCCUGACUGACGCUUCACUGGAGGAGGACGUCACACCUCCUCCUCCUCCUCCUGCUCCUCCUGCUGCUCCCCGUCCACCAGGUGGAGGUGAAACUACCUCCUCCUCCACCUCCUCCUCCACCUCCUCCUCCUCCUCCUCCUCACCAACGCCCAGACCUCCUCCAGAGACCAGAGUCACUGUGACUCCUCCAUCUGAGGAGGAGGAGGAGGAGGAGACAGAGACCAGAGACAAACCUCCGUGUGAGGACGGAGACGCAGCCGACAGCUCUCAGGAGAAAGACUGGGACCUGGUCCAGAAGAGGACGGUCCCGUUCUUUGCCUGGUCUCUGCUGGAGUCAGUUGGACUCACUGAGUUACAGCUGGAGGACGACGUCACAGAGUGCAGUCUGUCCUUCAGGGUGUUUGGAGGGGACGGUCGAGUCCUGAGGGACAUGCCGUCUCUGGGGGAGAUGAUCCACUGUCUCACAGGACGCUGUCCUCACGAGUACGAGAUGUACGGAUGUUACUGUGGACAAGAGGGAAGUGGACAACCUCUGGACCAGCUGGACAGAUGUUGCUUCUUCCAUCUGUGCUGCCUGAGUCAGAUCAGGUCUCUGGGCUGUAGAGCAGAGAGGAGGCUCAGCGCUCACAUCUCCUGUGACGACAGGAAACCACGAUGUGAGGGCGUGUCCAUCUGUGACAAGCUGCAGUGUGUGUGUGAUAAGACCACAGCCAUGUGCAUGGCGGCCGCUCACUUCAACCACAGCCUCCCGACCCAGCGCUGCCAGGGGGGGGCGCCAGCGUGCCGCCAGGCCAGCAGACCUCCCAAAGCGCCCCCCCGACCUCCUCCUCCUCCUCCUCCUCCGUCCAGCGAGGAGAGCGAGGAGGAGCCGGUCCCGCCUCCAGACAGUGAUGAGAGCUCUGACAUGAAGGAGGAGCACAACUCUGCUCCUCCUCCUCCUCCUCCUCCUGCUCCUCCUGCCUCCAGUGAGGAGGUCAGGGAGCCGACAGAAGUUAGUUGGAUUCAAACUCACGACCACCGGCCGAGUCAAGACACACGACCAGAGAUAGAAGAAGAAAACGAGGAAGAGGAGGAAGAAAAAGAAGCAGAAGAAGAAGAAGAGGAGGAGGAGGAGGAGGAGGAGGAGGAGGAGGAGGAGGAGGAGGAGGAGGGAGGAGUCUAGAGGAGCGUGAUGUCACAGUGUUUAUAAUUUAACGACUCCAAUAAUUAAAUGUUUACUGUGAUUCUUCUGUUGAGGGACUUGAACAUAUAAAGACAUGAAGAGUUUUAGUAGUUUGGUGUAAAAAGACGUGAAUAAAGCCGUAAAAUUAUUCUUUUUAUUUUCAUGCAGUUUCUUUAUUUCCUCACGUUACUGAAAGAAAACGAAUAAAAAACAUCUAGUGAACUGAGUAAAUAUCUCAAAUAAAAACCACGACGCAGCAGCUUUGAUAGAAAUACUUUAUUUUUUCAUUCAUUUAUUGAACAUUGAUCUCAAUGCGCCACCUUCUACCAAGCGGAGGCUCCGCGGGCGCCGCUGGAGAUCAGGGAAACGCCUUUAUUUCAGUUAACUGGUUAAUUAAAGUUAAUUAGAUUCUUAGCGGAGCUGGUUUCAGUCUUUUUACUGGAUGAAUUCGUUCAUUAGGUUUAAAUCUCAGUCAGGAAGUUGUGGUUCAGAUUUAAUUCGUUUCCCUGAAGCAGCAGCGGCGGCGGCAGCGGCGAAGGGGGCGGAGCCUCCGCGGCGCCCUCUAGUGGUUAAACCCGUGGCUGUGUUUUGAAUCUGAGCUGAACACAGACGUGACACAAAAAUACGAACCGCUGCAUCACAGAGAUAAAAUAAAAGAAAUCAAAAAGCUCUUUUCUCUUUCAUUUAUUUUUUCUCGUCCGUUGAUAUUUUUAUAUAUUUUUUUUUUAAGGCAGCUCAGUUACUGAUUUUAAACUUUAUUCACCAUAAACACCGAACGUUUCCCUCAGGUUCCUUAUUUGUUGCGAUAGUACCGGCUACACAGCGAACAAAGUGCAAACAACACGUCAUAUUUAAAGGUUUUUAAUCUGAACUAGUGAAUAUUUACAGCUCGUGUGAGCGGCUGAUAGAUUCAGAUCUAAUUUAAUAAAAUAAUCAGGUCCAGACUCACAGCAUCGAUUUUAUUUUAGUUUAGUUUUAGAGUUUAAUGAACUCAGUUAAUUCAUGAAUAAACUUUUUGUUGAAUCUGGACCUGAAAACAUCUGUAAUGAUUCAUUAUUAUUAUUAUUUAACAGUAAACAUUUCUAAAAAAGAAAAAUUAAUUAGCAGAUUGCACUGAUUUCCUCUAUUUUCCCAAAAAUAAUCUGAUUCUAGAUAUAAUAUUUAUAUUUGAUAUUUGAAAUGAUAUCACGGAUCCUACCACAAACAUAGAGAUUCUCAUCAGCAACAACAACGACGACAACAAGAAUCUAAAAGAAUAAAAAGAUUUCAGCAUUUGUUUUCAUCCUGAUCAACAAGAAUAAAUCUCCCGGUUUCUAAAAUCUCUACGAGGCAACGACGCGCGAUGACGCAUGAAAGAAAACGUACAAAAAUAGAAGAUGACACAUUCAGAAGAGGAGGCCACAGCCUCCACGUGAUGCAACUCCUUCCGCUGGAGUUUCAGUUUCAGCAUUAAAAACGCGGCGCCACCUCCAGGAACCGUGCAGGUGCUUCAGACUCUAACAUGAGACACGAGAGUCACCAGAGUUUAAAGUUUUAAACGUCUCCACGUUCUGGGAUAUGAACCGACUCAUCAAAUACAUUCACAACACGUCCAUGUGACGAAGGGGAACAUGGGACGUCCACUAGCUCCACCAUUAGCUCCAACGCUAGCUCCACCGUUAGCCGACCUACACAUAUUAAUAAACCAUUAACCUCCUCUUGAUCCCAAACAUUUUCCUUUCUCAUUUUUAAAUCCUUCCAACAGAACCGACCCACGUCCACGUCCACGUCUCAUCCCUCCGUCCACUUCCACACAACACCGAGCUCUUUAAAGGAGGCGCAACACAAAUCAAAUCUUCCCACGCUGAGCUCAGACCAGAGGACAGAGCCGAUAACCAUCUGCUGUUACACAUCACAGCUGCACCACGUAGGAAAAAAAAAAAAAAGCUAAAA